AUGCCGUCUACAGAUGUUGCCGAGCUCCAGAAAAAGCUCUUCAAGCGCAUGGGCUUGAGCGUGCCUGAAGAGAAACCGCAGUCGCAAAGGCGCCCGUUCAAGCAGACCAAGGAAAGUUACAGCCAAGUCUCGCGUCGAAAAGCGCAGAGGGCGCAGAAGAGGGCGCAGAGCCACGCGAGACACCCUGCUCCUGUCAAGAAAAGUGCUGUUGGAGUCGCAACCCCUCGGCAAGAGAGGAAACCUGAACGACGACCGGCUGCCCCAGCGAAACCAGCAUCCAGCGAUGACGAUGCGACGCCAGAUGAACAAGAUGACGACUUGUCCCAGGAGUCAGACGAGGACCUCGGCAGUGAUCUCGGCAGUGACCUCGGCAGCGAUGACGAACUGGAGGACGGAGGUGAUUCCGACUUAGAGGACGAGAGCCUUUCUGAGAGUGACGAGGCGCAGACGUCAGGGAAAGGAUCAUCACGAUACGAAGGCCUCCCCUCGACUGUCCGUGACAAGCUGGCCCAAGACGAUAAAGAGAUUGAAGAAUACGAAAAGAAACUACGCAUCAAGAAGGGUUCCUCCUCGCUGCCGAAAGCUUUCAGAGACGAUGGGCUCGACGAGAUUUUGGGGGAUGUCGGAUCGGACCAUGAGGCGGCAGAAGACGAUGAUUCGCUCAAACGAAAACGGCAAUUCGAUGAGUGGUUGGCGUCAAAAAGAAGGAAAGCAAUGCCCGAGGCUGCUUCGGCGCAUGAGGGUGGUUCCGAUGACUCUGAUGGCUCAGGGGAUGAAGAUGACUUUGGAUUUUCGGACGACGAAGAUGAUAUCGACGACCACGAUGGGGACGCGCCGCAUGAUGCCAAACCCAAAGUCAAGGAGAAUCCGUACGUGGCACCUACGACAGGGGCAGUGGUCGGCAAAUAUGUCCCUCCUUCAUUGCGGAAAGCCGCCAACUCAGAGUCGGAAGCGAGGAUGCGGCUACAGAAACAGACCCAAGGUCUGAUCAACCGUCUUACCGAAGCGAAUAUUCUUGGCAUUGUAAAAUCUGUCGAGGAUCUCUACCAGAACAACGCCCGCGGUGAUGUUACCGAAAUCCUCACGAGCACGGUGCUGGCGCAGAUGUACAAGUCUUCAAGCGUUCCAGAUCAGUUUCUGGUCCUCACAGGCGGCUUUUCCGCUGCAGUCUACAAGGUGAUUGGGUCCAGCUUUGGCUCACAUCUCAUACAGCAGAUUGUGGUCAGCUUUGGGGAAUCUUACAAGAAUGCUACGCAAGAAGGGAGUAGUUUCGCGGAGAUUCCCAAGGAGUCGUCGAAUAUUCUCGGAUUUCUCACGCAGCUCUAUCUGUUUGAGGUUGUCAGCUGCAAAAUCAUGUUUGACUACAUGGAAAGAUUCCUUGCCGACUUGAACGAGCUGAACGUCGAGCUUCUUCUGCGCAUCUGCCGCAUGGCCGGUCGUCUCCUACGAAGAGACGACCCCAAUGCGCUCAAGCAUGUGGCGUCGAUUCUCAACAAAGCAGUCAACGAAGCUGGGUCUACCGAGCUAUCUGUACGAACAAAGUUUAUGGUUGAGACGAUCAAUGAUCUUGGCAAGAGCAAGCCCAAGGCGCGAGGACUGGAUUCCUCCAUCGUGUCGGAUCACGUUCUUCGCAUUCGAAAGAAGCUCGGUGAGCUCAAGUCCCAGUCUCGCAGACUCGAUGGCCUCGCACCAAUGGGCCUGAACCUGCAGGAUAUCGAAAAGGCAGACACAAGGGGCAAAUGGUGGCUGGUGGGAGCAAGUGUUCCAGCCAAAGAGACGUACCAAGAGGCGGAGGCCAAAUUGACACCCGCCGCGAAGAAUAGUCAUCAUGAUGACCUGUCCGAGGACAAUGAGGACAUGGAUAUCGUGCUCCCAGACUUUCCCAAGAAGGCCCGCGGCCAGGGCUUUCACACCUCGGCACAAAUAGCCAUCUUCACAGCCAUCAUGUCCGCGUCGGACUAUGACCAUGGCUAUCGCCAAUACACCAAUCUCAAGCUCAGAAAGGAUGAUCAGGGCGAGAUUGCGCGCGUCCUUGUGCAAUGCGUCGGGAGCGAGGCAAACUACAAUGAAUACUACGCACUCGUGGCAAAACAAGCCUGCGCAAACAACAGAAUACGAUUUGCUUUUCAAGACAGGCUAUGGAAAAUCUUCCGGAAUCUCGGCGAGCUCAUGUUUGGCGAAGAGCCAGAGGACGAGGAGAGUGCCGAAAGCGAGCAGAUGAAGGAUGAGCGCCGCCUUCGCCACGUGGCUCGCUUCUAUGCAGACUUGAUAUCCGACGGAGCGAUGAAUGUCACCAUCUUGAAGCCUCUCAACCUCCCCAGGCUGAAUAAGUGGACUCUCUUGUUUGUCGAGCAGCUCAUGAUCAGUCUGCUACAGGCCUGCCGGGGGAGCGAGGCAAAGGAGAACGCCAGGGUCUCCAAGAUCUUUGGCGCAGUGGCGGAAGUGCCAGCGCUUGUAGCAGGCAUGGAUUGGUUUCUUCGGAAGAAGAUACGGAAAAGCAAGCUGCUGACGUCAAAGGAGAUGAAGAAAUUGGAGAGGGUAAGGACGAAGGCUGAAGCUACCGUCCAAGCUCAGGCGGCGAGGGAAUGA
This is a messenger RNA of Trichoderma reesei QM6a, 2589 nucleotides long. RefSeq lists its product as uncharacterized. Gene Ontology annotation, biological process: ribosomal small subunit biogenesis. Bases 1 to 2589 code for a protein of 862 amino acids. Gene Ontology annotation, molecular function: RNA binding; protein binding. The transcript has a single exon. The record is from RefSeq and is a predicted model, not a curated record. NCBI's taxonomy places the organism in Eukaryota, Fungi, Ascomycota, Sordariomycetes, Hypocreales, Hypocreaceae. Gene Ontology annotation, cellular component: nucleolus.